Fusarium oxysporum Fo47 is the source of this 1247-nucleotide messenger RNA. Its product is annotated as shikimate dehydrogenase family protein. The record is from RefSeq and is a predicted model, not a curated record. The transcript has a single exon. Gene Ontology annotation, cellular component: cytoplasm. Gene Ontology annotation, biological process: chorismate biosynthetic process; shikimate metabolic process. Gene Ontology annotation, molecular function: shikimate 3-dehydrogenase (NADP+) activity. Bases 179 to 1144 code for a protein of 321 amino acids. NCBI's taxonomy places the organism in Eukaryota, Fungi, Ascomycota, Sordariomycetes, Hypocreales, Nectriaceae.
GUUGCCCCAGCCGGCAGAGUUCUUUCCCACUCCCUUGGAGACAACUCAAUCACAACAAUGGGUGCUCCACUUCUUAUCGGUUCAAGAAAACGGGUGAUUUAAUGUUCUGAUAUCGAAAGAGAUCACCUUGCACUCGGCAUCACUAACCUUCCCUUUACGUUUCGUUCGUCCAUUCGAUAUGGUUGCAGAUAACAGCACUCCUUCACACCAACGUCUCAAUAACCACAACGGUUCUACAACAAACACAAUGACUCAUGCGCCUGAUGAUGUGCCGCAAGGUACCCAAGCAGAUGGCCAGAAGCAAUUCUACAUCUUUGGUCAUAACAUCUCGCACUCUUUAUCCCCCACAUUGCAUAAUGCUGGGUUCAAGGCUCUCAAACUACCUCAUCACUAUCAAAUUCACGAAAGCGAAAAUGUUGAUGACUCAGUCGAGAGCAUCAUAGCCCGGACAGACUUUGGCGGUGCAUCUGUCACGUUUCCGCACAAGCUACAGAUCAGCAAGCUGUUGGGAUCAGUCUCUCCAAGAGGAGAGAACAUUGGAGCUAUCAAUACCGUUGUUGUCUCAGAGGUCAAUGGGAAGAGAGUGCUUCAUGGCGACAACACAGACUGGAUCGGCAUCAAGAGAUGUGUUGAGAAGUCCGGAGCUCGAGACUUUGCUUCGUCGUCAGCUCUGGUGCUGGGUGCUGGAGGUGCUGCGAGAGCGGCGUGCUACGCUGUUCAGACUCUGGGUUUUGGAGAGCUCAUUGUCGUCAACAGGACGUUGAACAAGGCUGAUGAUCUAGCGUCGAGGUUUCCUGACCUCAAGACCCGGUCAUUUGCAACACUGGAGGAGGCUGCCACUGCGAAGGAUUUUCAGAUCAGGCUGAUCGUUGCUUGCGUGCCAGCCGAUGACCUGGGAGCUGAGAAGAUCCCAAGUGGGCUGUUCUCAGGAACUGUAGAUGGGGUACUGGUAGAGAUGGCAUAUAGACCUCAGGUGACAGGUAUGAUGACAGUCGCUGAGCGACACCCUGGUUGGAAAGUGUACAGGGGCGUUGAUGUGCUGGAGGAGCAGGCAUAUGCCCAGUUUGAGUUGUGGACUGAAAGAGAGGCUCCAGUAGAGGCGAUGAGAGGUGCUAUGCAGGCUAAGCUGAAGGAGAAGAUAUAAGGCUAUUUCUCAGGCGACUUUAAAUGACGGAUUCGGCGGCUGGGUUAGUUGCAGAGACCAAAGCACAGCAUAUAGACGCUGAUGAGUUAGAUAUAGAAGGGAG